This is a messenger RNA of Sebastes umbrosus (honeycomb rockfish), 2237 nucleotides long. It is a transcript of the gene calcrl2, whose product is annotated as calcitonin receptor-like 2. Gene Ontology annotation, biological process: cell surface receptor signaling pathway; adenylate cyclase-activating G protein-coupled receptor signaling pathway; angiogenesis. Gene Ontology annotation, molecular function: calcitonin receptor activity; calcitonin gene-related peptide receptor activity; adrenomedullin receptor activity. The coding region runs from base 93 to 1649 and encodes 518 amino acids. Lineage: Eukaryota; Metazoa; Chordata; Actinopteri; Perciformes; Sebastidae. The record is from RefSeq and is a predicted model, not a curated record. The transcript has 13 exons. Gene Ontology annotation, cellular component: plasma membrane.
GCCCAGCUUGACUGCUGCAGCUGAGCGCUCUGGGUUGGUCAGUGUUGUCAGAGGCGCAGCAUGAGAGCCAUCUCUGCUCGGAUCAUGCAAGUAUGGGGAUAUUUGGAGGAAAAGACAGUUUGACAGCUCAAAGCUCAAAGAAAAGAACCAUGUGGAGGACGCUAACACUCUCACUGAUAGUUGCUCUGGCUUUGGGCACAGAGGUGUCCCAGUCUGAGGAUGUGGGCUCCAUGGUGGCUGUGGAGAAGGCGGUGGAGGUGCAGCAGGAGAAUUUAAGCGACAUUUCCUCCGUACUGGGAAACUCCCGACACCAGAUCCUGGCUGCUCAGUUUGAGUGCUACCUGAAGAUAAUCCAUGAUCCACCACGUACAGAUGAAGGCAGCUACUGUAACCGUACGUGGGACGGCUGGCUGUGCUGGGGGGAUUCAGCUCCAGGGAAUGUCAUGCAGAUGUGUCCCGAAUACUUUUUCGACUUUGACCCUGCUGAGAAGGCCACCAAAGUGUGUAAUCCUGGUGGCCAGUGGUUCCACCACCCAGAGAGCAACAGAGUCUGGACUAACUACACCCAGUGUCAGGCCUACACCAAAGACAAACGCAAGUUUGCCCUCAGUCUCUACUCACUGGCCGUGGUGGGUCACGGCCUGUCUAUUGUCUCCCUGAUCAUCUGUCUGAUCAUCUUCUCCUACUUCAAGAGUCUUAGCUGCCAGAGAAUCUCCCUCCACAAGAACAUGUUUCUCUCCUUCAUCUUGAACUCCAUUGUUACUAUAAUGUGGCUCUCGCUCAAUGUAGCUAAUGACCAAACCCGAAACGCCAGCAACCCUUUGAGCUGUAAGGUCGUGGCUGUGCUUAAUCAGUAUACGUCUACUUCCACCUACUUCUGGAUGCUGUGUGAAGGCAUCUACCUCCACACGCUCAUCAUAGUGGCUGUCUUUGUCGGGGAACAGCAGCUCUUCUGGUACUACGUCCUGGGAUGGGGUUUUCCCAUCGUUCCUGCCGUCACGUAUGCUGUGGCCCGCGGGUUUUUCUAUAACGACAAGUGUUGGAUCAGCUCUCACACAUAUCUGCUCUAUAUCAUUCAUGGGCCCAUUCAAGCUGCACUAGUUGUGAACUUAUUCUUUCUCCUGAACAUCGUCCGGGUUCUAAUCACCAAGUUGAAGGAGACCCACUGCGCUGAGUCCACAGCCUACAUGAAGGCGGUGAGAGCCACCCUCAUCCUCAUUCCUCUGCUGGGAGUCCAGUUCAUCCUUUUCCCCUGGAGGCCGGAGGGACGCAUCAGCCGGGCCAUCUAUGAUUUCUUUGUAAAUAUCGUCAGCCACUUCCAGGGACUCCUGGUGGCUAUUAUAUUCUGCUUCUGCAAUGCUGAGGCCCAGUCGGCACUGAGGAGGAAGUGGGCUCAGUGGAAGUCUGCCUGGGGUAAAACCGGCUGGGGAGAGACACCCACCACCAACAACCACUUCAACUACCACAACAACUCCUCCAUUACCGAAACCAGCCGCGCCACCAUCAGCUUGGAUGAGACUGCGCCUUAUCAACAACAUGAAAACAGCCAAUUCCUGUCCCAGGAGCAGAAAAAAGCCAACGGGCAGCAGAAUACAUGCAGCAACGGGGAGGUGGACAUUUUCAACAAGUUGGAGACCACCGACAUCUGACUGGAGGAAGCACGGAGGUGAUGGUUGAUACGCCAAACACACACACACACACACACACACAGAGAGAGAAAGACAAAAAAAAGAGAGGUUGCAGGUGAAUUUUCAAAAUAAAGGUAAACUGAUUGGGCAGUGUAUGUACAGAAUAUAAGAAGAGCACUUAAAAAGGAUGUGAACAUACACAUUUUUAUAGUGACAGCUCCAGUUUUUGGACUCUUAUUGAGAAAAAAAUAAUUUAUAUCAUGGUGUCAUCCUGUAAUCCUAGUAUAGUCAUGUUUUUGCGUACAUGUGUUGUCGCUGGAAUGAAGUCCACUUAUGUAUUUCGGUUAUUGUUUUUUCUAGUUUUUAUAAUGUGUUUCUUGUUAAAAUGUAGUGUUACAAAUCCCAAACCUGCCAUUUUUGAUAUCCCAAAUGCAGAGCUGUUUAUGUAAUCUGUUGCCUUAUGAAGCCUCUUAAUGCUUUACCUGUGCACCACUGUGACCAAUGAAUGUCAUAGCCCACUGAUGUGAUCCAUAUGUUCUUUUGCAUGCUUUUUGUCGUCACUGACCUGCGAAAAAGCGAGCAUCCCAAUUUAACCCGUCUUUCAGAAAA